GAACAAAAACGCGGAAACAAAAGAACUAAUCAGUUUUUCAAAACAAGCGACCAGUCGACACAAAGUGAGCCUUGGCGUGGGGGACAGCUGUUAGAGUUCAGACCGUAGCUCCCCGUAACCCACUCAGAAAGACUUAGCAUGGCUUUGAAGAGAAUACAGAAGGAGCUAAAUGACUUGCAGAGAGACCCUCCGGCUUCAUGUUCAGCUGGGCCUGUAGGGGAAGACAUGUUUCACUGGCAAGCCACCAUCACAGGACCGAAUGACAGCCCUUAUCAUGGAGGAGUUUUUUUUCUUUCUGUCCAUUUUCCAACCGACUAUCCCUUUAAACCACCAAAGGUCGCCUUUACAACAAAAAUCUAUCACCCGAACAUAAACAGCAACGGCAGCAUUUGCCUUGACAUCUUGAGGUCUCAGUGGUCGCCUGCGCUUACGAUUUCAAAAGUUUUGUUGUCCAUCUGCUCCUUGCUUUGUGACCCGAACCCCGACGACCCUCUCGUCCCUGACAUUGCACACAUCUACAAGACCGAUAGACAAAAGUAUAACAAACUGGCCAGAGAGUGGACCCAGAGAUAUGCAAUGUAACAUAAAAAACAUUUCAGAAGCGAGAACUUCUCCCAGAACUCCUCAAAAAGAUGACAGUACUGUUCAACUGCUUUCUUCACACUGGUUGUAACUGAGGUGUUUAAUAUGCUUAAUGCACUUUCUCUACUGAGGUUUUACUUGACUUACAUGUUUGUUUUACUAUUUUGGCAUUAUUGGAAUUAUUAUUCUGAAUAUUUUAUUUGAAGUGUUGAGGCGGAGCGACUAUGUUUCUUUGAACAGAUUUGUAUUUAUAUUUUUCAUCAUCUUGAAAUAAAAAUAUUUAGCAGAAUAUGAAUUCCAUUUCCUUUUUUUUAUUUUGGAAACCCCACAAGUAUAAAGCAAUCCUAAUUCAAAGUGUAGAGUGAAGACUAACAUAAACCCACUUUAUUGUGUGUUUUGUAAUCUACAUGACCACUAGAUGGCAUACUUUACUGUGUACUAACCAAGUCUUUUUUAAUGAGGCCUUAUUUCUCUUCUCCAUAAGACUUGUUUUAUUUUAUUUUCAAUUCGCCAACUGCUUAAUUAUGUGGACUGUGGUUAUUAGUGUUUUGUUUUUUUCUGGAGCGAUGAAAUAAAAGUAGAAAUGUUCUCUAA
Molecule: messenger RNA, 1176 nt
Organism: Fundulus heteroclitus (mummichog)
Lineage: Eukaryota; Metazoa; Chordata; Actinopteri; Cyprinodontiformes; Fundulidae
Product: ubiquitin-conjugating enzyme E2 D4
Exons: 7
Coding region: 139-582 (147 amino acids)
Biological process (GO): ubiquitin-dependent protein catabolic process; protein polyubiquitination
Cellular component (GO): nucleus
Molecular function (GO): ubiquitin conjugating enzyme activity
Source: RefSeq, a predicted model, not a curated record